This is a messenger RNA of Pungitius pungitius (ninespine stickleback), 2348 nucleotides long. Its product is annotated as CD209 antigen-like protein E. Bases 294 to 1070 code for a protein of 258 amino acids. Gene Ontology annotation, molecular function: signaling receptor activity. NCBI's taxonomy places the organism in Eukaryota, Metazoa, Chordata, Actinopteri, Perciformes, Gasterosteidae. The record is from RefSeq and is a predicted model, not a curated record. The transcript has 6 exons.
GGCAAAAGUGCUUUAUCCGUAAUCUCUAUUAAAUAUGAUAAAUCUUUCAACUCUAUGACCAAUCAGACAGCUGAUAGUGUGAACAGGUGUGUAGUUAUAUAAAGUGUAUUCUUUAUUGUAUUGAUCCCUGUUUACUGAUCUGAACUCUGAGAGCGCAGAGAGGAGACUUCAUUUCGGCACUUCUGCUUUAUUUUAUUUAUAUCUAUUAAGUGAAACUUCCUCAAAAGUCCCAUUAUUCAUAAGCAGGAAGCAGCAUCACGUUGAUCAUUUGACAGCUGCUCGUCUUCACAGCGAUGGAGGAAAUCUACGCAAACGUUGAAUACAACAAGUCUCAGGUUUCCAUAAGACCUUCAACACCAGGUCCCAGGAGCCCAAGGAGCAGACCUCAUGGAACUGUUGCUGUCUCUCUGGGGCUGCUCAGUGUCCUCCUGCUGGCUGGACUCGUCGGACUCGGUGUUCACUUGCAUGCAUCAGCUGCAGAACUCUCCUCCAUCAAAGCCAACCUGACGGAGCGUCUCCAGGUCAGUGGAGACAAGCUGUCCUCAGUGUCUGCAGAGAGAGACCAGCUGAAGGACAACUUCACUGCACUGAUGGACAACUUCACUGCACUGAUGGACAACUUCACUGCACUGACCCAAGAGAAGGACAGACUUCAGCUCCUGUUGGAACAGAAGAAAACGUGUCCUGAAGGGUGGAGGAUGUUCACUGGUUCCUGUUAUUUUAUCUCUUCACGGGAUGAUUCCUGGACUAAUGCCAGAAAAGACUGCAAAGCAAAAGGAGCAGAUCUGGUGAUCAUAGACUCUCCUCAAGAGCAGAAAUCCCUCUUACUCUUGGAGACAGACCGUGCUUGGAUUGGUUUGAGUGAAACGAGCAAGAACAACUGGAAAUGGAUUGAUGGAACUCCACUGACUGUAGCGUACUGGGGCGGUCCUCCUGAAGUGGUUCAACCUGAUGACUAUGGAGGUAAAGAGGACUGUGUUGAAAUUAUUUUCCGCUGGAACGAAAAUAAAAACUGGAACGAUAGACAGUGUAGUAACCCUCUGAAAUGGAUCUGUGAAAAACUGGUUUAAUAUUUCAAGUUUUAAAGGUUCAAUGAUCAUUACAUGUGGCCUCUGCGGUAGAAGAGCCAACUCAUUGUAAUAUUUUUUAUAUCUUAUUAUUCUUUAUUAUUCUCCUUCCAUACAAAGGUUUGGAAGUAGGAACCCUAACCACAAAUUAGGGACACUUUCGCAGGCUGACGGGGGGGUUCUAGCGGUCGGCGGCCGGGCUUACACAACCUCACAUGCUCCGCUCUGGCCACCCGGCACCCGCGCGCACACUGAUCUGAUGCGUCACAACUUCACAACAACCAGGAGUUUUUCGCGCGUCAUUGACUUAGCAGGCUGUGAUUGGAAAUCGGGACUGGAGCUGUCCCGGCUGGGACAAAUCAAAAUUGCCUAUAAUUCGGGAUGUCCCGGGUAAUACGGGACGGCCCUUUUCUAGAAAAAAAACGUAAAAUGAUGCCAUUUGAUUACUUUAAUUAUUACUCGCCCACAACGAGUUACACGUUAAAAGAGGUAGCUAACAUAUGUUAUUUGGGGAUUAAAAACCCGCUUUGCAUUUUGAAAGCUGUAUAUUCAACUAACUAGAUAUUUUCUAAUGUUUCUUCCAAUAUCAUCAAUAUGCAAUAUUACGGCAAUAUUACGGCAAAUGAAUACUCAACAUUUUAUAUAUACAUUAUCAGGACAUUUUUCUAUGUGAGUAAUUUGUUAUAUAGGUUUUUUAAGGGAAGUAUCUCAACAAUUAGAGGUACAUGUUGUUUGGUAUCAUAUUAAAGAGGGUUUUGUGCUCUUUAAAGGGAUAGUUCACCCAAAAAUUGUGUCAUCAUUUACUCACCCCCAAGUUGUUUCAAACCUGUAUGAAUUUCUUUAUUCUGAUAAACAAAAAUAUAUAUUUUGAAGAAUGUUGGUAAUCAGACAGUUGAUGCACCCCAUUGACUUCCAUAGUAUUUUUUUUUCCUACUAUGGAAGUCAAUGGGGUCCAUCAACUGUCUGAUUACCGACAUUACAGUCCAUGGCACUUACAGUAGUUCUCAGCUUUGUAUGGGUUUUUGGGAACGGAACAGUAGAUAUGCAUAUCUACAGGGACCCCAAGGAUAGUGUACUGGUUGGUGGUUGUGUCCGACCGAUUGUGGUGGGUCGGCCUGAGCAGAAAUGCCAGGGCCCUUUUUUUGUCCCAGUCCAGCCCUGGUUGGAGCCCAUUUGUAACAAAAAGAAAAGAAAAAGCACAUUCUUGUAAAGCAUUCAUUGGAUCGUCAUUAGAAAGCAAUGUAAGCAACAAAUUAUCUUCUGUAAUAAUAUGGCCGACAU